CACACCCAAUUGUGAGUAUAUAAACUUUUGAUGAGGAGUAAAUCUACACUUGUUCUAACGUAGUCAAUCUGAAGCAACAUUCUUGACAUCAGUACUUAUUUGGUGACACGCCUUGUCCUUAAACCCCUAUACACAAAUUUCAAUAUAAGACACAAGUCUGUUAAAACCUUCACAUCAUGGCCAGUGGUUUUGGGCUCACAGGAGCCCCUGGCAGAUGCUACCCCAAUUGGAUGGACUUCUCCAAGUGCAUGGAAGACACAGACGACCCCAGGAAAUGCCACGCAUAUCGCGAGGACUACCUGGAAUGCCUUCAUCACAGGAAAGAGUUUGCUCGACUGAAUCAGAUCUAUCGUGAGCGGCGACGACAACUUGCUGCGGGCAUUGAUGUGCUGAAAGAAGAGGAGCCCAAGAAAUGACAGCUGAUGAUGUCGUCCUUCUAGAUAGGAUGGACUGCACUGUGAAAGUGGUCACCGGAUGACAUCACAGAAUUCUGGAAUUCCAAAUGCAAUACGAUGCUGGAGACCUUGAGGCUUCUGUUCAUUGCUCGUAGCUAGCUUUACAAAGAGUGCAAGCGCUUUUACCACAAUGCUGACUAAUAUAUUGCUAGAACCAAGAAGCACACACUGUGCCAAAAUGGCGCAUGUUGCUGAACGCAGUGGAAAUCCUUUAUGCUGCUGUACAGCCAAGCCGCUGUGCAAGUCAAUGCCACAGACUCAUGCAAGUUAACUUCAACCUACAGUACGACGCUCAAGAGGUCUUGGAAUUUGAAUGUCUGAGCUGUCCAGAAUGCGGUUCCACUUUAUCAUAUGCAUUCCUGUGUCCAGUGUUCCAGAACAGACAAGCAUCAUCUCCUGUUCUCUGAUCAUGCUGCAGCAAGUUCACACAUCCUUAAGAGUUUUUGCAAGGCCAUUCCACAAUCCCUCUGCUUUCACCUCCCUCCGCAACUGUCAUUGUACCCCUAGAUCCCCAGACGUCAUCAUUUACCCCUGAUCAACAGGCAUGGCCACGAAAGCACAGUGGGGAGUGUCUCACGCCGCUUUAAUGUAACCCACACAUCCCCGUUAUUUAUUUACCCCUGAGCUGUCUGUCACAGGGGUUCUUCAGUACUAAGUAGUCUCCAGUACCCCCUGUUCGUCGUUUUAGCCCACGCCGUCUCAGGCCGCGCUCUCUCAGUCCAGGGUGUUCCCGGUGCCACUCCAGCCGUUAUCCAUCAGCACGAGGGCGUUCCUGCCGGGGACCAGCGCCCGGCCGGUCUUUUUUGC
Messenger RNA from Coccomyxa subellipsoidea C-169, 1262 nucleotides. RefSeq names its product fiber protein Fb14. The transcript is spliced from 4 exons. Bases 177 to 416 code for a protein of 79 amino acids. Gene Ontology annotation, biological process: mitochondrial respiratory chain complex I assembly. Lineage: Eukaryota; Viridiplantae; Chlorophyta; Trebouxiophyceae; Coccomyxaceae. The record is from RefSeq and is a predicted model, not a curated record.